AUGUCUGGCUGUCAUCGAUUGAAAUUGCUCCAGUCCCAUCUUGUUUCAAAAUUCCCUGUUUCUGAUCACGAUUCUUCGCUUGCUGAAUAUUUAAGCAGAAGCCAAGAAAUCGAUAAAACUACUGUUGCCGAAGUCUAUUUUGGUUCUUUUUACCCUAAAAUUGUUGAACUCAGAAACAAAAUGUGUUCAAGUCCACUUUUUGACCAUACCGAAGAUGUUGAAUUAAGUCGUGAACCUUUACGUCAAAAAAUUAUAGAGCAGCUUGGCUUUCUUUAUACUUCAAACCAGCUAACUUAUGACAUUGAUAUGAAAGAUCCUGCGAAGAAAUCCGAAUUUCUUUAUUGCCUUGGCGAGUAUUGUCAGAUGACCUCCACAAGAUUUGUAGUCCAUAUUACCCUUUACCUUGAUACUAUCCAAAACUUAGGAACUCAAAAGCAUAGGAACAGCAUUGAUAGAGCCUACUGUUUAAAAGAUUAUGGCUCAUUUGCAAUGACUGAGCUUGGGCAUGGUUCUAAUGUAGCUGGAUUAGAAACAACAGCAACUUAUGAUCACAAAACGAGAGAGUUUAUAAUAAAUUCUCCAAGGCCUACGUCCGCGAAAUGGCUAAUUGGAGCAGUCGGUAAAACGGCCAACAUGACCUCAUUGUUUGCGAAACUAAUUGUUGAUGGAGUUGAUAAAGGAGUGCAUGCUUUUGUGAUUCCUAUUAGGGAUUACGAAACACAUCAGCCACUUCCUGGUGUAAUUCUUGGGGAUUGCGGAAAGAAAAUAUACUUAGAUGGGGUUGACAAUGGAUUUUUGAUUUUUAAUGACUAUAGGGUUCCUUAUGACUGUUUGCUAGACAGAUUAAGCCAAAUUACAACUGAUGGAAAAUUCAAAAGCUCUAUUAAAAACAAAGAAAAAAGAUUAGGAAUUAUGUUAGGAGGACUAAUAAGAGGUAGAAUUGCUGUUGUUAAUGGCAGUGAAGUGUGUAUGAGGCAUUCCCUGACUAUUGCAUUAAGGUUUGCAGCAAUUAAAAAACAGUUUUCCAAGCAAAAUGGCCCAGAGAUCCCUAUUUUAGAUUAUCAAACUCAGCAAUAUCGCUUAAUUCCUCAUUUAGCGAAGAUGUUUGGUAUAAAAUCAUGUGGGAUAUUUUUAAUGGAAGAAUUUAAAAAUGUUAGAAGUAAAACUUUUGACGAUCCUGAAUGCAAUGAGCUAGCAGAAUACCACUCAAUACUUUCUGCAAUGAAAAAUAUUUCCAGUAGCUUUGCCGUGGCUGCAACACAAGAAUGCAGAGAAGCAACUGGCGGGAUGGGCUUUCAGGCAUAUUCAAGACUAAACUCUCAUAGAAACAUGAGUGAUGUUCAUACCACCUGGGAAGGUGAUAAUACUGUUCUUAUCCAACAAGCUGGAAAAUUUAUUUUCAAGCAGGUACAGCGAGCAUUCAAAGGUAUUAAAAUUACUGCUCCAAGUUUAUCAUAUCUAACCUUAGAUUUAGAUCAAGUCAAAUCGUUUAAAGUAGACUUCAGCACUGAAGAAGAACUUUAUAAUGAGAAACUAUUAAUUGAACUUAUGGAAUAUCGUGUAAACUGACUCUUACACCAAUCUAUAGCAAAACUGCAAGAAAACGGUCCAAAAUUCGAUGAUAUGUUUGACGCCUGAAAUAACACACAAGUGCAUUAUUUACAAGAUUUAGGAAAAUCAUAUGGCGAAUGCAUCAUAGCCAAGCAGCUAUUAAAACUAGUAAAUGGAGUUUUAGAAAAAAAUCAAAUGACAGGAGCCGUGAUAAAGAAGCUCUUUUAUUUAUUUGUUUUAGAAAGGGUCGAAAAAAAUAGUGGGCUUUAUUUGGAAAAUGCAUUUAAUGGUAGCCAAAUCAGACUAGUAAAAGAUGCUGAAGUAAAUCUGUGCAGAGAAUUAGCCAAAGACAGCCUCCAUAUAAUAGAUGCAAUCGCAGCACCAGACAAAAUACUUGGAUCGGCUAUAGGAAAUGCUGAUGGGCAGAUGUAUAGCAAUAUAAUAAAAGCAGUUGAAGCUUCUAAAAGAGUCUAUGACCCGCCAACAUGGUUACCUAUCUUAAAGCAAGUAAGAAACGCAAUAGAGUUAAAAUAA
Molecule: messenger RNA, 2085 nt
Organism: Blepharisma stoltei
Lineage: Eukaryota; Ciliophora; Heterotrichea; Heterotrichida; Blepharismidae
Source: the annotation of a GenBank genome assembly